Molecule: messenger RNA, 921 nt
Organism: Gregarina niphandrodes
Lineage: Eukaryota; Apicomplexa; Conoidasida; Eugregarinorida; Gregarinidae
Product: putative 26S proteasome non-ATPase regulatory subunit
Exons: 1
Coding region: 1-921 (306 amino acids)
Biological process (GO): protein deubiquitination; proteasome-mediated ubiquitin-dependent protein catabolic process
Cellular component (GO): proteasome regulatory particle, lid subcomplex
Molecular function (GO): protein binding; metallopeptidase activity; proteasome binding
Source: RefSeq, a predicted model, not a curated record
AUGUCGGGUAUACCAUCUUCGAUUCGUAGUCUGAUUGGGUUCGGAGAUAAUGAAGCGCCGUUCGGAGAUACGAGUGAGCAAGUGACGAUCUCAUCGUUAGCGUUGAUUAAAAUGUUGAGGCAUGGUCGUGCAGGUGUGCCAAUGGAGGUGAUGGGUUUGAUGUUGGGUGAAUUUGUUGAUGAGUAUACUAUUCGAGUGGUUGAUGUGUUCUCUAUGCCUCAGUCGGGAAACACAGUUAGUGUGGAGGCUGUGGAUCCGGUUUAUCAAGCGGAGAUGUUGGACAUGCUUAAGAGGACAGGUAGGCCGGAGAUGGUGGUAGGAUGGUAUCAUUCGCAUCCGGGAUUUGGUUGUUGGUUCAGCGGUACGGAUAUAAAUACGCAGCAGUCUUUCGAACAAUUGAAUAGUCGAGCAGUGGGCGUGGUUGUGGACUCGGUCCAGUCUGUCAAAGGUUCAGUUGUGCUCGACUGCUUCAGGCUCAUCAACCCUCAUUUGCUACUGCUCAGCCCAGAACCCCGCCAAACCACCUCCAAUACUGGUCAUUGCACCAAACCCACUAUCACCGCCUUAAUUCACGGCCUCAAUAAACACUACCAUUCACUUGUUAUUGACUACAAGAAAUCGCCCUUAGAACAAAAGAUUCUCGCAGGACUCAUGAAACCUCAAUGGACCGACACCCUUAAACUCAAAUCAUUUACAGACCACCAACAACAUACCAACAAACAAGUCGCAUCUAUCAAGUCCCUACUCAAACUUUACAAAAAAGAAGUUGAGCAAGAUCUCAAGCACUCCGAAGAAGAACUUAUGCUACAAAGGGUCGGAAAACUGCAUGCAAAACGACAACUGCAAAAUGUCGUCGACGAUAUGCUACAAGACACAAUUGCCCAGUCAAUAACUGCAACCGUUUCCAAUACCAUAUACUAA